This is a messenger RNA of Acipenser ruthenus (sterlet), 3805 nucleotides long. Its product is annotated as protein AF-17-like. The coding region runs from base 317 to 3373 and encodes 1018 amino acids. The record is from RefSeq and is a predicted model, not a curated record. NCBI's taxonomy places the organism in Eukaryota, Metazoa, Chordata, Actinopteri, Acipenseriformes, Acipenseridae. Gene Ontology annotation, biological process: regulation of transcription by RNA polymerase II. Gene Ontology annotation, molecular function: nucleosome binding; histone binding. Gene Ontology annotation, cellular component: nucleus. The transcript has 20 exons.
UUCAGCAAGCUAGCAAGCAAGCCCUAUCCUCUCAGGAUGGAAUUUGAAUGCGAUUGCAGUUCCACGGGAGCCUGCGCACUGCUCCGCUAGCAAGAGAGGGCACAGAGAAGACCAUUUUUAACAUUGAAACUAAUUCUGUCUGCCUGUUUCUUUAUUUAUUUUGUUGUUAAUAUUAUUGUACCGCAGUGCGCCCGCCGUCACCACGAAAGCAAGCGAACAAUGCGGCUGCGGGCGUGUGUAGGGGAUUGGAACGAUCCCUGUUCGUUCCGGUUCUAGAACUGAGAGAUCCCGUCUGGAAAUACCUUAUGGAAACAGCAUGAGGGAGAUGGUGGGUGGCUGUUGCGUUUGUUCUGAUGAGAGAGGAUGGACAGAGAACCCGUUAGUGUACUGUGACGGACACGGCUGUAACGUCGCUGUGCACCAAGCCUGCUAUGGAAUUGUCCAAGUGCCCACCGGACCUUGGUUUUGCCGGAAAUGUGAAUCCCAGGAGAGAGCUGCCAGGGUGAGAUGUGAGCUGUGCCCUCACAAAGAUGGCGCUCUGAAGAGGACAGAUAAUGGAGGUUGGGCCCAUGUCGUUUGUGCCCUUUACAUCCCCGAGGUCCAGUUUGCCAAUGUGCUGACCAUGGAGCCCAUAGUCCUGCAGUACGUCCCCCACGAUCGCUAUAACAAGACGUGUUACAUCUGUGAGGACCACGGUCGAGAGAGCAGGGCUGCGUCCGGGGCCUGCAUGACAUGUAACCGCCCGGGCUGUCGACAAGCCUUCCACGUCACGUGCGCGCAGAUGGCUGGCUUGCUCUGCGAGGAGGAGGGCCUAGAAGCCGACAACGUCAAAUACUGUGGCUACUGCAAAUACCACUAUAGUAAAAUGAAGAAGCCCCGCCCGGUGGGGGGGGGCAGCGGUCCCGGAGGGGGUUCGUUCUGCCACACGAGGAGGAGCACCCCCGCCUCCCCGUCCCACGAGAAGCACAGCUCCCACCAGGACAAGCCCAGAAAGAACCACAAGGACAAGGCCCGGCAGAAGGAGAAGCACAAGAAACUCCCAGAUGGUCUGCCCACCCUGGUACCCUCCGUCUCCAGCAGCACUGACAAGGUCACCUCCAGCCACCAUGUGAGCCCCAAGGAGAGUGCGGAGGUCAGCAGGUCAGAGGUCAAGGGGAAGAAGACCCUGAGUCAUGCCAUUGGGCACCACGGCAGGAAGCUGGGUAGUGGGAGAAGCUCCACCAGUCCGUUCCAGCAAGGGACCUCCGUGCAGCAGGACUACCUGCACUUCUCCUCAUCCAAACUAGGACAGCACAGGGAUGAGGAGGAGGAGGAGGAGGAGGAGGAUGGCGGUGGCGAGAAGGAAGAGAAAAAGUACCUGAAACCUCCGACCCUGCCUCCACAACCCGCUUUCCCUCCACCCCCGCCCCUCACUCCUCCCUCCCCGUCCCCCGAGUCGCCCCGGGGCUCCCCUCCUUACGAGUCCCAGCCAGGGGGCAACAGCUUCGAACCCAAGGUCACCAUCUCCACCUUCGGCUCCAUCAUGCGCUUCACCACCUCGUCAGGCCCUCCGCGGCCCCGCGACGCCCCCCAAGGGGAGUGUAAGAGGCAGCCCCCCGAGGAGGGCCCCCGGGAGCCCCCGGUGAAGGAGAAGAAGCACCGGGGCAAUAAGAGGAGUAAGCACGGGCCUGGCCGGCCCCGGGGCAGCAAGAACAAGGACAGCUGCUACCACGGCCCUCCUCUCUCCAGCUCAUCGGCCCUGGGACCCCCUCCCCUCCCCAGGGCGGCCCUCUCCAGCAGCAGCUACCCCAGCUCCUCUCGCUCCUACAGCCUCAGCACUGACUGCCCCCUGCUGGGCUCCGGUAUCUACACGAGUAACAAGGAUCCCAUCUCCCUGGGUGGGGGAGGUUUGGGGACGGUCUGCAGCACCCCACUGUCCUCCAGCCUCCUGGGCCAGCAGGGGGCACCGUCCCUGCCCCAGCUCAGCCGCUGCUCUCUGCCAGGCACCAUCCCCACCCCCGCCACGGUCUCCGCCACACAGGUGUUCUCUUUACCUGGCUCCUCCUACAGCCUCACUUCCGCCCGCAUCUUUGGAAGUCCAUUAGCCUCCGGUUCAUCCAUCAACCAGCUCAUCAGCCAAUCAGAAAGCAGUCUGCCAGAACCUGAUUUGGAGGACUGUCGCUACCCUUGUAGAGGGAGCUCCCCGCGAGACAGCUUCUCCUCACCGUCUCCGAUGAGUAGUCUGCCCCUCCUCUUUGAUCAGCGGGAGGCGGGGGGGUGUCGGGGGAACGCCCCCGCUGCCACCUCCCAAAUCGAGCAGCUUCUCCACAAGCACAGCAGCGGGCAGACGGGGGUCAACAUUGUGGAGAUGCUCAAGUCCCUGCACUCCUUGCAGCAGGAGAACCAGCGGCUGCAAGACCAGAUCGUCAACCUGACCGCCAAGAAGGAGAGUCUGCAGGUCCUGAAUGUGCAGCUGGCUGUGCCCUUCCCUCCCGUACCCUCCAGCCUGCCCCUCCUGCCCCCCUCCUCCUCCUCCUCCUCCUCGCAGCUGCACUUCCACCCUGCACGCAGCGUCUGCAGCCCGGACCUCUUCAACAUCAGUAAAAGCCCCCCCACCAAGAGCAGCUUCCUGAUGGAGAACUCCCUGUCUGGCUCCUCCGAGGACCUGCAUUCUGGCUGCCCCAGUCGCAGUAGCUCCUCCCUCUCCUUCCAAAGCACCCCGCCCCCUCAGCAGAGCCCCGCCUCCCUGUCGCAGCCACUGGUCAACGGCCUGGGGAGGGGGGUGAGUGGGGCUCUGGGGGGAGGGUCUCAGUCAGCUAGCCCUGCCUUGCCCAUGGUGGGGGGACUGAUGGGGAACCUGAGCGGCAGCCCACAGAUGUCCAUGAAUGGGAUUAUGGGAAAUCUGAGCGGGGUCAUCCAGCCGCCAACCACAGCAGUGCCACAGACCCACAGCCUGGCACAGCAGAACAUGCAACUAGCCAACAGCCUUAACAGUGUCACAGACCAGCAGAGGCAGUUCCUCCUCCAGCAGCAGCAGCUGCACCAGCUCCUCACCUCCCAGCACUUCACGCCGGAGCAGCAGGUGGUUGUGUACCAGAUGCUACAGCAGCAGCAGCAUCAGCGGGAGCUCCAGAGACUGCACCUCCCCCUCAGCACCGCCGCGAUGAUGUCAUCCCCAGCCCCGCCCCCCCUCCUGACAGGGAACUCCCCGCUCGGCGGCAGGCUGAUUACGUCAUCGCCCACCCUCCUGCCCCCCGGCAACAGCCUGCUGACCCCGGCGACGGCCUCACCCCUGCAUGGCGGCCAGGGAAACCCCUUCCUGGGCCUGCAGCAAGACGGAAGCAUGCAGAAAAGUGGGGUGAGAAAGGAAGGAGAGGGGAAGGAGGGCCACUGAACCAGGAGAAAAACUGACACUGGCGCCAAGCGGUCAAGAGGUCGUAGGCCAGGGGUGAAAGUUUACAGCAGCAGGUCUUGGAGACUGUCAGUUUGAAGUACUUUUUACAGUAUGUCCAGUUGUGCUGGAACUGCUCCCAAACCAGCGGGAUUAAAUACUGUAGUCUUCUUUUUUUCUGUUCCUGUGAUUUUAAUCUGGAACACGGGGCCCCUUUCGCAAAGCUUUAAAUACAGUAACUCAUCGUGACUUUUAAAGAAUUUAAAUUUUUUUGAUUGAUUUGAUUUAAGCAAGAAAGUUGGUGACAGCCACGGACAUAAAUACAAAGUUAGAUCAUCUGCAAAAAAUGUAAGUAUGACAAACAGACAGACAGACCGACAGCUGCCUCUUUAUAACUUUCCAUGUGCACUCAAUAGCUUGUGCUAAAGAAGGUCC